Neospora caninum is the source of this 2322-nucleotide messenger RNA. RefSeq lists its product as hypothetical. The transcript is spliced from 2 exons. Lineage: Eukaryota; Apicomplexa; Conoidasida; Eucoccidiorida; Sarcocystidae. Gene Ontology annotation, cellular component: mitochondrial inner membrane. The record is from RefSeq and is a predicted model, not a curated record. Bases 1 to 2322 code for a protein of 773 amino acids. Gene Ontology annotation, molecular function: prenyltransferase activity. Gene Ontology annotation, biological process: ubiquinone biosynthetic process.
AUGCAUGCGAUGAAGCCGACCGUCUCGGGAAGUGUUCUGACACUCCCGCGUGUGAGACGGGAACUUCCGGGCCCCACGGCGCCACUCAGAGGCGCUUCUCGGCACAUCAAACACUCAAACUGUUCAAAUUUUAUCACUAAAGGCCUACGUGUCCCUCCCGUCCCCUCUGCACUGCUUUCCGUCUCGUCGCGAGCAGCGAAGCACAGCCAAGAUGAAGAUGUCUCCAGCUGGGUUCUUCGAGAAACGCGCGUCUCUGCUGGCUGGGACGCUCUGGCACACGGCAGGAAUCCUGAAAAUGGAAACGCUUUCUCUCGCCUCGCUCUUUCCGCUUCUUGCGCUUUCUCCCCUCGCUCGGCGUCUCUCGAGGCUUUUUCUCGCGUGAGGAACGCGCUCAGCGCGAGUAGCGCCGCCGUCUCGCGACCUUUCUCAACGGCUUCCAGUCCCCUGCUCUCUCUUCCUGGCGCUUCUGUGCGCAGGCCGUAUGCGCCUCGCCAGAAGAGUGUAUUUCCACAGCCGCUGCCAUGCGUGCAUCUCCCGAUCGCUGUCCACACGGAAGCAGCCAAAGGAUUCUCUGGCAAGGCCGCCUCGCAGUCGCUGCGGGUCUCGCAUCCAUCGUCCUCGGCCUCGCGACUUUCCUGCGCUUCUCCAGCCACGCUGGCCUCUUCCCACUCGCAGACUGGUCGAUCGCCUUUUUUUCUCUCUCCUUUUUCCACCGCACCUUCUUCUUCUCCUUCGCCUUCCUCUCCUUCUUCUCCUUCUCCUUGUCCUUGUCCUUCUUCUCCUUCUCCUUCCUCUCCUUCUUCUCCUUCCUCUCCUUCUUCUCCUUCCUCUCCUGCUUCGACUCUGGCUGUCUCGCCAUCGAGUUCCAUCGCGGAUUCGCCCGCCCUGCGAUACCCCUGGGUGCGCCGCAUCGUGCCGGACUCUGUGUUUCCGCGCGUAGCUGCCUUCCUGGACCUCUCACGUUUCCACGCCCCCAUCGGCUCUUGGCUGCUCUUCUGGCCUUGCGCGCACAGCGCUGCGCUGGCCGCGCCUGCGUCCGUUCUCUCGCCGACGUAUCCGCAGGCAGCGGCGGCUUAUAUUCGGGCGCGCGAGGACGGCACGACGCUCUACCAGGUGCUGCACGCAGGCGCGCAUCCCGCGGCAGACGAAACCGCCGCACGGACUGCGUCCGAAGCGGCGCAGACGGGCCAGGCUGCGGACGCUGUUUCGGCCGCAGCGUUGUCUGUCACCGAGCGCGAAGGCUCUUCAGUUGCGAGGCUUCUGCCGGGAGAGACAAACGACCAGGAUCUGAGCGAGAUCGCAAACUGCCUCGCCGCGCUCGUCCCCGUCGAGGCCGUCUGGCUGGACACAGCCAAGUGGAUUGGCCUGUGUGGGGUGGGCGCUGUUCUCAUGCGCUCAGCAGGUUGCAUUAUCAACGAUUUACUCGACCGGAAGUUGGACGCGCGCGUCGAGAGGACGCAGAAUCGCCCGUUGGCCAGCGGCCGGCUGUCUCCGCGAGCGGCGCUCGCUUCGCUGUCUGUACACUUGGGGCUCUCGCUGGGGCUGUUGCUCCUCUUUAACCCGCCCACAGUUGUGACGGCUCUAUGUUCCGUCGGUUUGGUUGCGGUGUAUCCUCUGAUGAAGCGCGUUACGCACUGGCCGCAGCUGGUGUUGGGGCUGACGUUUAACUGGGGCUCUCUCGUCGGAUGGACGGCGGUGAUGGGGCGUUUCCUCUUGCCAGAAUCGGCGUCUCUUCCGGCACCAGACGCGGCGCCUUCGCUCGCCGCCCUCUCCGCGGGCACCGCCGAGCCUGUGAAGCCUGCAACUCCCUGGAUCGCCAGCGGCGCCGGUUCGCUGGGCGUGGCCUUUGCUUCAGGGCUCGAUUCAACCCUCUUCCCGCUGGGGCUAACUCCCUUCCUGUUGUACUUCUCGGGCAUCUUCUGGACGCUCACCUACGACACCAUCUACGCGCAUCAAGACAAAAAAGACGACCGGAGAGUUGGGAUCAAGUCGACUGCGCUCCUGCUCGGGACGCGCACGCCGCUGUGGACCGCAGUCUUCUCGAGUGUCUAUGCAACGGGUCUGGUCGGCGCGGGGCUCUGCACUCAGGCCUCCUGGCCGUUCUUCGCGAGUGUGGCUCUCUGCUACGCGCAGCUCCUCCAGCAGUCGCGCACGAAUUUGGAUGACCCGAAGGCAUGCGGCGCCGCCUUCAAGCGGAACCACUGGGUGGGAUUGACGCUUUUCUGCGGAAUUCUCGCGUCCAAGUGGACGGAGGCAUCUCGAGAAAACUCCGCCGAGGCAGGCCAGGCCAGAGGCGACGCUGCGAGUGCAGGCGCAGCCUAG